AUGUCCCCCGUGCGAACCAGAGCUGCAGCAUCUGAUCGCGGCACUGCUCAAGCCCCAAAACAUGAUCUAGGCUCCAGCCACGGCAGCUCGCAGAAGGCCGCGAAAACCGACAGCCGCGGUGAUGGAAAGGCUGAGAGCGCUGCCUCACUUUCCAAAUCAGCUUCCAAGGCAGACACAAAAGACAAGCAGCCGUCGCAGAAAGCGGAGGACAACACCGCUCCAGAGGUAGUCGAGACGGGCAUCUUGAACUACUUCAUUCGAGGACGAGUCGAGAUUGAGGAGCCCAAGUCGUUGGACGAGAUUGCUCGCGGGUACUUGGUCAUGCGCCCGCUCCCCGACGACAUCGAUCUCUCUCAGCGCCCGCUCCCCAAGUCCCUCGCUGCGCGGCUGCUUGCCUUGCCCAAGAAGCAACUGCCACGGUCUACCAGCGACCGCUUCAUGGCGUUUGUGGAUGAGACGGGCAUGCCCUAUCCUGAGCUUGCAGAGGGCUUCCUCGCGCCCCGGGAAUACGCGACCAAGACAAAGGGGAUGCGCCAUGUGCCCAGCGCCACACCGGUCGGAGAGGGCGUAUAUGCCAUCGUUCGGGCGCAAAAGGAGACGCACUUUGCCUAUGCUGCUACGCUUCCCGAAGAGAAGCGAGAGUUUCAGCGUGAUCUCGGCUUUCGCGAUCGUGGCAGCUUCAUCAUGAGCAGCAAGAAUCCCAAGUUUUCGGGGCCUGCCUCCGCACGACUACCCUCGCCACCCGAAUAUCCCAAAGAUAUUUUAGAAGAAUUUGGCUCACACCGUUGGGUUCCUACGAAGCCGGAGCAUUUGGACUACAAGAAUACGCAGCUUCUUCUCAUUGGGCAGGGCGAGAAGCCUCAAUUGACCACUGGCGAUGUGGAAGGUCAGGCCAAGGUCGAAGAUGAAAUGGAAGUAUUGAUGGAAGAGGAUCUCAAGGGCAUGCAACAUUUGUCGAGCAACGAGUCAGAAGCGAUUUUUGCAGACUUGCAUGCCAAGUCCGAGUGGUUUCACAACAUUCCGGAAUCAUUCGGCAAAUCAUCAUGCGUCUAG
Messenger RNA from Cordyceps fumosorosea ARSEF 2679, 1053 nucleotides. RefSeq lists its product as hypothetical. The record is from RefSeq and is a predicted model, not a curated record. NCBI's taxonomy places the organism in Eukaryota, Fungi, Ascomycota, Sordariomycetes, Hypocreales, Cordycipitaceae. Bases 1 to 1053 code for a protein of 350 amino acids. The transcript is spliced from 2 exons.